AUAUUUUUCAGCACAUAUCCAAAAUGUUAAUAGGUGAUGCAGAGUUUCAUUAGUCUCAAGUUUAAACAGUAAAUGUAUGUUUGUCACAGCAAAGCAUUCUCCAGAAAUAGCAAAAAAAUGUUGGCCCACGAAAACCUUGGCCUGUUAAUUCUUGAAUAAAACUUUAGGGAACACUGUGCUGUUUGCUCUCUUUGUACAAACAAACAUCACAAAACAUUUUCUAAGUUCUGUAUAAUCAUUCUGCUGUCACAAGAGGUCAGUGAGGAGAUCAGGGAGGCACAACAGAGCUCUUCAACUGGACCAAACUCACUAAAUCAUCAUCAGAACAAGCAUUUAGAUGUUUGUUUUGAGAUUAGAGUCAGCUACAACCUGCUCAUCAUGGAUGACGUCAUUAUUGGGGCAUUAUAAAUGAGGACAGUAUUUCAGUGUGUACGCAGGUCAGACCUGCAGUCGUCUGUGUGCUGCUUUUACAUGCAGCAUCUAACAGAGCUGCUGCUGAACAAUCUGUAAGAGAACAUCAGACUGGAGAGCUGAGUCUGACCUCCAGCACACAGGCUGUGGAGAUCAGUGAUGUCUUUUCUCAGGACCACUUUAAACGACUCUCUCAUCAUUCAUCCUCCAGGCUUCUAUAUCAUUGGAUUUCAGACAUUUCCCUUCAUCAGCGUCUACAUCAUCUUUCUAGCAUUUGUCUAUGUGGUGACUGUACUGUUCAACAGUUUCUUGAUCUAUAUAAUUGCUUUUAAUCCAUGUUUACACACUCCAAAGUUUCUGGCUGUUAUCAACCUCGCAGUGAUUGAUGUGAUCUUAAACACGAGCGUUAUUCCAGGCAUGAUUAAGACGUUCCUCUUGAAGGAUAACUUUGUUCCAUUCAACCUGUGUUUGGUUCAAAUGUGUGUCUACUACGCUGCUUUACCUCUGGAGUCAUAUGCACUGGCUAUACUCGCCUAUGACAGGUUGAUUGCAAUAUGUUUCCCUCUGCGUCACAACUCAUUCAACACAUUACGGAUCAUGAGCUGCAUGGUCAGUCUGUCUUGGGUUUAUGUUCUCUCAGUAGAUAUAUUUGCGGCAGGUAUAAUGACUCGACUGUCUUUUUGUGACUCUGUCAGGGUGUUCAGCUAUUUCUGCGACUAUGCGCCUGUGUUCAGACUGGCCUGUAAUGAUUUCACAAUGCAGUGGACUGUUGCUUCAACUGCUAGUAUUGUGCAUCUGAUGGGGCCUUUUACUUUUAUUCUUCUGUCCUAUUUCAGCAUCCUGGUGACUGUGUUCAGGAUGAAAUCAGUCAGCAAUGGAAUAAAGGCUCUCACUACUUGCAUUGAGCACCUCAUCCUUGUUGUUGUGUUUUACAUUCCCAUAUUCAGCAUAUUCUUAAUCGGGCUUUAUGGGGGCACCGUCGACCCGGACCAGCGUGUGCUGAGCCUGUCACUGGCCUCUUGCCUCCCACCCUGCAUCAACCCUAUCAUAUAUUCUUUUAAAACUAAAGAGAUCAAAACUCGAGCCCUGGCACUGGUCAGGAAAAAUAAAAUUGGCACAUAA
Molecule: messenger RNA, 1533 nt
Organism: Acanthopagrus latus (yellowfin seabream)
Lineage: Eukaryota; Metazoa; Chordata; Actinopteri; Spariformes; Sparidae
Product: olfactory receptor 2AT4-like
Exons: 2
Coding region: 571-1533 (320 amino acids)
Biological process (GO): G protein-coupled receptor signaling pathway
Cellular component (GO): membrane
Molecular function (GO): olfactory receptor activity; G protein-coupled receptor activity
Source: RefSeq, a predicted model, not a curated record